This is a messenger RNA of Asparagus officinalis (garden asparagus), 1293 nucleotides long. RefSeq lists its product as uncharacterized. NCBI's taxonomy places the organism in Eukaryota, Viridiplantae, Streptophyta, Magnoliopsida, Asparagales, Asparagaceae. Bases 1 to 1293 code for a protein of 430 amino acids. The record is from RefSeq and is a predicted model, not a curated record. The transcript is spliced from 3 exons.
AUGGAUGGUGAUUUUGCUGGUGAAGAUGUUGUCAUUCGAAUGUGUGCUGGGGCUGCAUUGUCGGUCAUGGUUAUAGUUUUUACAUUUUUGAGGAGACUGGAGCAUCGUCGUAGAUCAAUAAGGUCUGGACCAAGUGAUGAAAGACUACGGCAGGAAAGGACUAGGGCAGCAUUGAUAAGUCGUAUCUAUCACGGUUAUAGUGAUAGCUGUCAAAACUUCGUUAGAAUGCGCUCAGGUGCCUUUAUGAAACUUGCAAAGUUAAUGAGGAAGAAACAUCUGUUAAAGGACUCUAGGCACAUUACAGUAGAGGAGCAACUGGCCAUAACAUUGAAUAUAUUGGGCCAUAAAUCCAAAAAUCGUAUGAUGAGAACGCAAUUCAUAAGAUCAGGGGAGACCGUUAGUAGAUACUUCAAUAGAGUAUUGCAAGCUAUUUCAUGCAUACAAGGCAAGUACAUGAAACAAGCACCGAAUGAAGUGCCUCAAGAGAUUCUAAGCAAUCCUUCAUUUUACCCAUUUUUCAAGGAUUGCAUAGGUAUGAUAGAUGGCACACAUGUGGAUGCCAUGCUACCUGCUUCACUCGUCGUGCGUUUCAGAGGGCGCAAAGGUGUCACACAAAAUGUUCUUGCGGCUUGCACACCAAACAAACUGUUCACCUACGUUUUAGCUGGUUGGGAGGGGUCGGCUAAAGACUAUAGAAUACUUCAAGAAGCGCUAUCUAGGCCGAAGCCAUAUGGCUUACGGGUUUACACUGGUAACAAGCUCGAUAACGAAAAUAAAUAUUACCUGUGCGAUGCUGGGUACACAACCCAACCGGGUUUUAUUUCCCCAUAUCGCGGUGUUCGUUACCAUCUGAAGGAAUUUACGGGCCGAACACCUCAAAAUAGGAGGGAGUUAUUCAACCUUAGACAUUCAUCUUUGAGGUCUAAGAUUAAAGCUACCUUCGGUAUAUUGAAGAGUCGUUUCAAGAUACUCACAGCAAAACCCCACUACCCCUUCCCCGUACAAGUUGACAUCGUUUUGGCAUGCACAGUUCUCCAUAACUACAUUGCAACAGUGGAUCCAGAUGAUGAGUUGCUCAAUGAGAGCUUCGACUUUGAAGAGGAAGUUCUUGCAGAGGAAAUUAAUGAAGAGGCCAAUGUUAUGGAUUUCACUCGGCCCCAAUCGGUAAGAGAACAAAGCGCUUCAAAGGAUGAGUGGAGGUCUCGAAGAGAUCAAAUCGCUUUGGACAUGUGGACCGAUUAUUGUCAUAGGUAUCGGCAUGGUGACACGUCUGAAUACCGAUUAUUGUCAUAG